Molecule: messenger RNA, 4071 nt
Organism: Zerene cesonia (dogface butterfly)
Lineage: Eukaryota; Metazoa; Arthropoda; Insecta; Lepidoptera; Pieridae
Exons: 15
Coding region: 94-2664 (856 amino acids)
Biological process (GO): regulation of DNA-templated transcription
Molecular function (GO): DNA-binding transcription factor activity, RNA polymerase II-specific; RNA polymerase II cis-regulatory region sequence-specific DNA binding
Source: RefSeq, a predicted model, not a curated record
UAACUACGAAUACGACGGAACAUAACCCAAGUUUGUAAAAAUGGAAUAAACAAUACAUAUUUUUAGUUAUAACGAAAUAUUAAGAUAAAUAGCAUGAGGAAUGUGGAAACACAUUUAUUAGGUGAAAGAAUGGAUGAAGCAGUGACACAUUAUAUAAAUUCCCAUCAACCCUCUGAGCAGGCGGUUCACGUGGAUGCGAAUUCCUUAUCUUUAAACGUCCAAGAAGAUGAAAGUGGGAGAGUGGUUACGGUUAUGCACUCUCAAAAUUUCCCUCAAGUCUGCAGGCAGUUAUCAGUUGGAGAACAGAUGAAUGAUGGGCCGUGGGUGGAGGAACUAUUGGAUGCUCGGCUGGCUGCUAUUGUCGCACAUUUGGCUCAGCCCAGCCGAACUACACAUCAGGGGCAUAAUCCUCAUCACAAGCAAAUACCAAAUACGGUUAGAAGUGAUGUGGACACGUCAGUAAUUCUAGAUGGUUCUAUGAGACUAUUUAAUGGACACCCUUUGGACCAACAACAAGGGUCGAUAGUAGUUGAGGCGCCAGGCCUACCGCCCCUACCACCUUUACAGGAUAUGAAAAGAUGUCCCGAGGGAAGCUGGUUUAAUAAGGACAAAAGUACAUUAAAAGAAAAUGGCGAAAUGUUACCAGAAGACAGUGGAGUUUUGGAAAUGGCGGCGAGCGCCUCUCCCGCACAAAGUAAACAAAGUAAAAAGAGUUUGCCGCACAAGAAGAGAAUAUCUAGGAAAUUGAAGAGGAAUACUGGCAACACUACACCCAAUCAACAGGACAUAGUAGUGAUACACUGUGCAGAGGAUGUUCAGCAAGAGGAAAUUCUACCAGAUAACUUCGUGGACUCUCUGCCGAGACACACCACGGAGCACAUGGCUGAUGCUACUCAUGUACCUCAUAUGCGACCAAUUCUGAUAUGCCAACUGUGCGGAGACUUCUACGGCGAGGAGCAGCUGAAGUUCUACCAGCACCUGAAGCAGCACUACGAGCCGCAGACCUCCAUCAUUAUGGAGAAUCCUGUAGUACCUGAUAUAGGAAUUGAUAAGAUGACAAACACGUGUAUAGUCGAUAACGUAGCCACACUGCCCGAUUCAAUCGUCGAGCUGUCCUUAGAAAACACAGUGCCAAAGACAAUGUACCAGCCCAUAGACAAACACAUCCUCUACACCAACGAGAAAACGCUCUAUAAACAGUACUCUAUGGGCAUAGACAAGGAUGUGGGUGAUCUGGACGACACACUGGACAAACUGGAGCUGUAUUGCUGUGUGAAAUGUAAUAAGUCGUUCAGAAAGCAGAAGCAAUGUGAAGCGCAUAUAAAGGAGGCGCAUUCUACUAAGCUAGAAGACAUGGGCGAGUUCAGCGAGCCGGAGGACCUCAUGGAGGGCAUCCACGUGGCGGUCGACGACCACGACCACGACCACGACCAUGACCACGACCAGAACGACCACGAGGCGGUGGCGGAGCACUAUGAGGUGUUGCCGCACCUCACCGUGGACAAUGGGCACGUGCAUCAGGAGCAUGUUAGGCAUUGGUACUCGCGCAGCGCGGGCGGCAGCCCCGAGCUGUGCGCGUGCGGCGGCGCGGGCUGCUGCGCCGCGUGCGCGCCGCCGCACCAGCGCCACCUCGUCACCAAGGAUGAAGUAAUCCAAAGGAUACUAGACAGCGAAGUGCCGACACAAGAAGCGCCACCAAUACAAGAAACACUCCCGAAAAUAACGCAAGUGGUCAGCCAGAAGAAGGAAAAGAAGAAAUCGCCUUCCAGAAGGUUCGAGUGCGUUCAGUGCGGGCGGGUGUUCCAGCACCGGAACAGCAUGAUGUACCACAUGCUGAUGCACAGCGAGAAGCAGCAGGCCUGCGACGAUUGCGGGAAGAGGUUCUACACGGCGACCACGUUGAAGAUCCACCGUCGCAUGCACGAAGGCGCGAAGCCGUUCUCCUGCGACGUGUGCGGCCAGCACUUCCGCCAGUCCGGGGAUCUGAAGUACCACAAAACUUCCAAGCAUUCGGAUGUCAAGCAGUUCAAGUGCGAGUACUGCGGCAAGGAGUUCGCGCGGCGCUACUCGCUGAACCUGCACCGGCGCAUCCACACGGGCGAGCGCAACUACAAGUGCGACUUCUGCGCCAAGACCUUCCGCGCCGCCUCCUACCGCCAGAUACACAUGCGCGUGCACACCGGAGCAAAGCCAUAUAAGUGUCCACAUUGCGACAAAUGCUUCCGCGUGUCGUACGACAUGCGGCGGCACGUGCGCGUCGUUCACGAGAAGUCUAAACCUGAAGAUGACAAGAAAAACGACAAAAUCAAAAAGGAAUCGAGCCAGGAUAAACCAAAGAAAAUUGUCAAAAAACCACCCAACGUCACUGUACAGGAUAAAAACGGAUUCAAAGUGAGCGAACUCAGUGCUGUGUUUGAUAAGGAUAUAUACUUAGAGAAGGAAUACAACUCGAAGAUUAUUAAGAAAGAAAAGGAUCAAGAAAAGAUCCAGUUCAGAGAUAAUACGGAUGGGAAAAUGCCAGUGUUCUCGCAAGUGGAGAAAACACUAAAUCUAGUGUCGCUAAACGAUAUGAAAGGGUUAGAUAUUGGGAGGGAGAGGGAGCUCCCGGGGGAGGCGAUAGAAAUGUUCGAUAAACUAGCCUUUUAUAACAUACCUGCUGUGUGAUGUAAACCUUAUUUUAAAGACAAUAGAAGCUGUUAUAAAUAAAGUGAAAUUAAAGUGGAUUAAGACAAGUAAAUGGCCAAAUUGUGGAAGUGUGAAAUGAGUGUAUACGCUGUUAGUGAAGACUGGGACAGUUUGUCAGAACAUUUAAUUUUAUACUGGUUAGUGAAUGGGUGUCCGUAUUUUAGUUAGAAAUAUUAGCACAAUGGUAUAUUCGAAGAUGGUUAAUGAAUCAGUGUCCAUGAUACAGUAAAUAUUGGGUCAGUUAAAAGAUGGAACAUACUUGUUCUACAAUAUUUAUCUCCAAUUAAAGAGGAAUGAUUUUCUCCAUCUGAUAUGAACUUUUAUUAGUUAGGUGACAUGUACUAUAUUUAAAGUAUGUCACCUAUAACAAGACCUAGGUCUAAAGACCAAGUUUUUAAUCGUACUUAUACAAAAAGUAUUAACUGCCAAUUAGUUUUUAAUUUUUCACAAUUUUUCUUAAAUUAUUCCCAUAAUCGCCAUACAGGAAAAUCGUUUUCGAAGUUAUAUCUUCGGUGGUCCCACACUAUGUGAUAAACUGAUAUAACAUUAGAAUGAUAAUGUGAAUAUGAUUCGUUCAUACUUAAAAUAAUUUUAUAUAUAUUUUUUUUUUAAUUAUUUUUUGAAGAAUCGAUUUGGCUGACUUAUUUUUAGUAAAAAGGUAAUUUCUUAGGACUGUUCCUACUAAUUUACUCAAAGAGUGAUUUUGUGACUUGUUUUGUUUAAAUGAAGAAUCUUAUAAAUAAAAAAAAGGCUUCUAAUAUAUAUUCAAAUAAUUCCGGUAUUUGAAAGAAUUAGAAAAUGGCGCCGGUACUUUUCUAUAGCCAAAUUAUAGAAAUCUGAGAGAAAUGUUUAUAUUAGUUUCAAUAAUAAAAUAUAAAUGUCUAUGGGUAAUUGCUUCCGUAUGUAUUAAAUUUUUAUUAAACCUUCGAUCAUAAACAGCAUUUAAUUUUGUUAAUUUAAACGAACACAGGGACAUACAUACAAAUUCUUAAAUGAAUCUUUUAACAGUCCGUUUGCAUUGGAGGUAAAAAUAUAACAAAAUAGCUGAAUCAAAUUUUAUUUUUUACUUAAUUUUCUGCCAUUUUAUUAUAGUAAAUGCAUUAUUCUUGGCUAUAUUAACAUAUCAGAUUUAAAUAUCCUAUACAUUGUUAAAAACUGCAUCAAAAUCAGUCUAAUAAAGAUAAUAAAAUAGAACGUUCAUAAUAUUUAGAUUUACGUAUACAAAUAUGAUUCCUAGUUAUAAUAAUUUGUAUAUACAAGGAUGAUAUAUGUAAAUAAUAUUUAGUUUUAUUGAAUGUUACGAUGUGCGGACAAAAUCUUGUUUCAACCCAAUAGUAUUGGGUUUGUUGGACUGAUUAUUAAACUAUUUAACGGUAAAUAUUUAAU